Molecule: messenger RNA, 1068 nt
Organism: Mycosarcoma maydis (corn smut)
Lineage: Eukaryota; Fungi; Basidiomycota; Ustilaginomycetes; Ustilaginales
Exons: 1
Coding region: 1-1068 (355 amino acids)
Biological process (GO): protein import into peroxisome matrix
Cellular component (GO): peroxisomal matrix; cytosol
Molecular function (GO): protein binding
Source: RefSeq, a predicted model, not a curated record
AUGUAUCCACCGCAACCGCCGCUUGCGCGCGUCCGCACGCCCGGUUAUGCAGGCUACUCGAUCGCAUGGUCGCCCUUCUUUGCUCACCGGCUGGCUGUUGCCUCGUCGGCCAACUACGGCUUGGUAGGUAACGGUCGCUUGCACAUUCUCUCCCUCUCUCCGCCCGCUUCGUCAGGUCCUGCGUCGCUCACCAUCGAAAAGGUAUUCGACACUCAAGACGGUCUUUACGAUCUCGCCUUCUCCGAGGCUCAUGAAAAUCAGCUGGUCACCGCCUCGGGUGACGGAUCGAUCAAGCUCUGGGAUUGUGCAUUGCAGGAGCAUCCCAUCCGGAAUUGGUCCGAGCACACCCGAGAGGUGUUCUGCGUCGACUGGAACAACAUCAACAAGGAGCUCUUUGCAAGUUCCAGUUGGGAUGCAAGCGUUAGAAUUUGGCAUCCAGAACGACCGACGAGCUUGACAGCAAUUACGGCGCAUACCGGCUGCGUAUAUGCCUGUGCGUUUUCGCCACAUAAUCCAGAUCUGUUGGCUACAGCGUGCGCGGAUGGUCAUCUGAGGCUGUUCGAUUUGCGCCAAUCAACCGCACAGCAGCCGAGUGUAACACUACCCGUGGGCGGUGAAGUGCUCUGUCUGGAUUGGAACAAGUAUCGACCCAUGACCAUCGCCACCGGCAGCACAGAUCGAGUCAUCAAGACGUGGGAUCUCCGAAGUGCAACCAACAACACGCACGUCGGUGCACCCGUGACACCGUUGCAGAUGGGAACACCGACAGCAGCAAUUCUAGGCCACGAGUACGCGAUCCGUAAAGUAGCCUACUCUCCACAUUCACCUCAGAUGCUAGCGAGCGCGAGCUACGACAUGACAGCUAGGAUAUGGGACACCGACGCUGCCGCCAUGGCUGGUUUGCACACCGCCCAGCACGCACAACCACCUCCAGCCACCGGUACCAUGAGGAAGAUUCACGAUACACAUACUGAAUUUGUCGUCGGCGUCGCCUGGAGUUUCUUUCAAGACGGUUUGGUGGCUAGCACUGCAUGGGAUUCAGAGACGCAUCUGUGGACUGCGCCGUAA